Messenger RNA from Dictyostelium purpureum, 663 nucleotides. RefSeq lists its product as uncharacterized. Gene Ontology annotation, cellular component: endoplasmic reticulum. Bases 1 to 663 code for a protein of 220 amino acids. Gene Ontology annotation, molecular function: iron ion binding; procollagen-proline 4-dioxygenase activity; L-ascorbic acid binding. The record is from RefSeq and is a predicted model, not a curated record. The transcript has 2 exons. Lineage: Eukaryota; Evosea; Eumycetozoa; Dictyosteliales; Dictyosteliaceae. Gene Ontology annotation, biological process: peptidyl-proline hydroxylation to 4-hydroxy-L-proline.
AUGAUGAUGACAUUAGCUGAUCAAGAGACAGAGGUUAUUAAAGAUUCAUGUAAAGUAGAAAAACCAAUUAAAUUAAUAGAGUUAUCACAAAAACCAAGAGUCUAUAGAAUUCCAGAGUUUCUAACAGAAGAAGAGUGCAACCAUUUAAUAGAUACAUCAAAGAAUAAAUUAAGACCAUGUAAUGAAAUUUCAAGUGGUGUACAUAGAAGUGGAUGGGGUUUAUUCAUGAAAGAAGGUGAGGAAGAGCAUCCAGUAACAAAAAAUAUUUUUAAUAAAAUGAAGAAUUUUGUAAAUAUUUCAGAUAGUUGUGAAGUAAUGCAGAUUAUUAGAUAUAAUCCAGGGGAGGAAACUUCUGCACAUUAUGAUUAUUUUAAUCCAUUAACUACCAAUGGAUCAAUGAAAAUAGGUCUAUAUGGUCAGCGUAUUUGUACUAUUUUAAUGUAUCUUUGCGACGUAGAGGAGGGCGGUGAAACUUCAUUCCCAGAAGUUGGCAUUAAAGUCAAACCAAUUAGAGGCGAUGCAGUAUUAUUUUAUAAUUGUAAACCUAACGGAGAUGUAGAUCCUCUCUCUCUUCAUCAAGGUGAUCCAGUUACCAAAGGUACAAAAUGGGUGGCAAUCAAAUUAAUUAACCAAAAGUCAAAAGAGGGUACACCAACUCAAUAG